Messenger RNA from Salvia miltiorrhiza (redroot sage), 2755 nucleotides. Its product is annotated as protein MODIFIED TRANSPORT TO THE VACUOLE 1-like. Gene Ontology annotation, cellular component: trans-Golgi network membrane. The record is from RefSeq and is a predicted model, not a curated record. Gene Ontology annotation, molecular function: phosphatidylinositol binding; ubiquitin binding. The transcript has 5 exons. The coding region runs from base 260 to 2368 and encodes 702 amino acids. Lineage: Eukaryota; Viridiplantae; Streptophyta; Magnoliopsida; Lamiales; Lamiaceae.
CAAAAUUAGAAAUUCAAGUUCUGUUAACAAAAUAAAUCAACCCCCCAAAAAAAGAAUAUCCCAAUUCUCCGUUCCUUCCAUUUCGAUGAACAUAGACCUCCGCGAUCGCAAGGAUUAACAACUCUAUUAAUCACUGGUCGGUCGACCGAUCCUGUAGUAAUUCGUUGAACAAUCUGUUUGUUUGAUUUGUAAAUCGAGUCGGCGGAUCGGCUAAUCGAUCGGUUUCUUUGGUGGAGUGAAAAAGUGAUUUUGGUGAAGAAUGGAGCAGAGCAGGAGGGCAGUGGAGUCGUACUGGAGGUCCAAAAUGAUCGACGUCGCGACUUCCGACGAGGAUAAGGUUACUCCGGUUUACAAAUUGGAGGAAAUAUGCGAUUUGCUGAGGUCUUCACACAUUUCCAUUGUUAAAGAGGUCUCCCAAUUCAUCCUCAGACGGCUUGAUCACAAAUCGCCGAUUGUUAAACAGAAGGCAUUAAGGGUCAUCAAAUAUGCUGUGGGAAAGUCAGGUGCAGAGUUCAAAAGGGAGAUGCAAAAAAAUUCUGUUUCAGUACGGCAGUUAAUCCACUACAGGGGCCAGCCAGAUCCUCUGAAGGGUGAUGCGUUGAACAAGGCUGUCCGAGAAACAGCACAAGAAACAUUAUCUACUUUAUUCUCAUCAGAUGAUAGCACAGCUGCACCUACAGAAAGUAGUCUUCGCAGUCGGAUACAAGGAUUUGGAAAUACCAACUAUGAAAUGCCCUCAGAUGAUAGAAAGUCAUUCAUCAGUGAGGUUGUUGACAUUGGAAGUGCUACAAUUAGACAGGGAUUUAGUAAUUUGAAACAAUCUCCUUCCAUUAGGAAAAGUAAUGACACUGGAAGUUACAGAAGCCCAAAUCUUGAGCGAUCUUUGACUAGAGAAAAUGAUUAUUCUGAUAGGUAUGAAGGGAUUGGGUCUCAUGCCGAAUAUAACAGCUCUUCUCGCUUCUCAAAAAAUGCUGGUAAUGGAAGCUGGGAUGAAGAGAUUUCUACAAGCCAGUCAGAAACUAGCAAUGGAGAUCCUGCUUUGACUUAUAGUCAAAAAACUCGUGAAGAGAAGUUGUUGGAGACCAUAGUAACAUCAACUGGUGUGCGCCUACAGCCUACUCGGGAUGCACUUCAUGUUUUCCUGGUGGAGGCCUCAAAAUUAGAUGCCAAAUCAUUAGCGCAUGCCAUUGAAAUGAAACUGAGGUCUCCUAUGUGGCAGGUCCGCAUGAAAGCCAUAUGCAUCCUUGAGGCACUAUUGAGGAAGAAGAAUGACGGGCAUUUUUCACUUAUUGCUUCGUACUUCGACGACAACAAAGAUGUUGUGGUGCAAUGCUCUGAAUCUCCCCAAGCAUCUUUGAGGGAGAAAGCAACUAAGGUAUUGAGUCUUCUCGGUUGUGAACAAAAUGGCACUGGAGCCAACCGUGUCAAGCAAUCAACUCAGAUUCCUCAGUCUUCAGUGAUACCAGAUAUGAUAAACACUGGUGACCUAGAUGAUCUUGGCAUGGAAGAUCCAGAAAAAGCAGCAUGUGAGCCAAAAAUAGCAAGUGCACGACCAUCUGUUGCUCCACUGAUCAAUGACUUACUUGGUAACAAUUCCGAUGGUUGUGAGAGCACCAACAAGCUGAACGUUGAUGAUGACCCUUUUGCAGAUGUCUCCUUCCUUAUAAGUCAAGAUCUUGACCGUGUUGCGGAUCUACUUUCUGGGAUGGCUUUUGAUAAGCCAGGAGCCUCAGAGGCCCAUGUAGCAGCUCAUGAAAAUGAAUCUGAACCUUUCAACCUUUUAAAUUCUAGUUCUGAGGUCUUCACGGAGCAAGGAAAUUCUAGUGAAUAUGCUACCAACUUGAUGGAUGGUAUGCCUGUGAGUGGAAAUGAUCACUCUAUAAAGGUUAAUGCAAGUAGUGAAGAGAUGGGUGGCAAAAUUUUGGGUUCAGUAUCCAGUGCAGAUAAUAGAAGUCCUAACAUUGCUUUAAAUAAUGAAUUUCCUUUGCAAGCUGCUGAGGUUAAUGUAAAUCCCAUAUUCCCCCUGGGUGCUGUGACAUAUAAUAUUCCUUCUGGUUUUGUGCUCAAUCCUGCAUUUGCUUCUCAGCCAAUAAACUAUAAUGCCAUGGGGAGUCACUUUGCUCAACAGCAGUUUCUAGCUGCAAUGUCCAACUUCCAUCAACUAGGGAAUCUACAAUCCAGUUCUACUAUUAAUUCUCCUGGACCUGUAGGAGGGAAUGUUUCACCCCUUCCAGAUAUUUUCAAUCCUGGCAUAGCUACCCAACCUCCAACUUCAUUGAUGAAUGGAUCAAAAAGAGAGGAUACAAAAGCAUUUGAUUUUAUCUCGGAUCAUCUUGCCUCAGCUCGUGAAACCAAGCGCACGAUUUAAUUGAUUUGUUGUGUGUGGAUUUAUUGCUUUAGCCAUGGGUUCUUAGUGAAGCAGCCCACUCAGAAGAUGCUGCCUGAAUCUUGAAUUGGAAAAAGUAUAUGAACUGUUGAGUAAGUGUUGUAUCGGCAUAAAUGGGAUUCGAGACUGCAUAAAAAGCAGGGUGAAAAAAUGAGGGGAUUUAAAGCGGAAGGCAGCUGCACAGACCUGUUGUGUGAAUAUUUCUGGCAUCUAAACUUGUUUUGAUCCUAAGAAGGGUCUGGAAUCGUGCAGUCAUCUAAACUGUUGAAGAUUGUUGUGUAUUUUUUGCCUUUUAUUUGUAAUAGCCCAUUGAGAUGAAUGCCUGAUAGACUUUUUGUAGUAAUGUUAUUUAUUUCUUCUCCCUUCUUA